Molecule: messenger RNA, 9303 nt
Organism: Mastomys coucha (southern multimammate mouse)
Lineage: Eukaryota; Metazoa; Chordata; Mammalia; Rodentia; Muridae
Gene: Mib1
Product: mindbomb E3 ubiquitin protein ligase 1
Exons: 21
Coding region: 693-3713 (1006 amino acids)
Biological process (GO): protein ubiquitination
Cellular component (GO): cytoplasm
Molecular function (GO): ubiquitin-protein transferase activity; protein binding; zinc ion binding
Source: RefSeq, a predicted model, not a curated record
CUCCCCCAAACCCUUCCCACCCCGUUGUCGCCGAGGAGGACCUCGCCGUCCCUCACGAGGCGCCGCUCGGGCCUGGACGCGGUGGUACCCGGAUGUGGAGCCGCUCUCGCCCGGCGGGGACUCGGUGGCGGGGCGGAGCGCGGCGGCGUGCGCGGGGGCUGAGGGAAGCGGGCUCCGGGGCCCCGGCGCCGGCCGCUCGCCGGCCGCUAGCGCCGCUGUCCAUCGCGGAGCCGGCUCCCGGGCGCCCAGGCCCGAGUGAGCGGCCGGGGGCCGCCGAGGGCCGGCGGCUUGCCUGGCCUCCCGCCGCGCUCGCCGCCGCGCCCGGGCGAGCCUCCCCCGGCCCUCCGCGCUCCCGGCCGGGGGAGAGCGAGGUUUGCUGGCGGCCGUCGCUGUAGCCCGGCCGGGGAGUCCGGGGCAAGCGGCAGAGUCCCCGCCCACGGCCGCUCGCCCUCGGCCUGCAAGCCGCCGCCUGCGAGCCUCGGCGGGCGGGCCUCCAGUCGGAGCGGGGGCCGCGACGGCCACGGCCCGGCCCGGGCGGAGGGCUCCUCGGGGACCGCGCGGUCGCCGCCCCGGUGAGUCGGCCCCACGGCCCGCGGGGCUCGCUGCCGCCCCCGCCGGCGUCCCGAGUGCGGUCGGGGCCCAGCUCUCUCACGGCUCCCCCGCCGGCGGCGGCGCCCACCGUCCGGGCCCCAAUGAGUAACUCCCGCAACAACCGAGUGAUGGUGGAGGGGGUCGGCGCCCGCGUCGUGCGCGGCCCGGACUGGAAGUGGGGCAAGCAGGACGGCGGCGAGGGCCAUGUCGGCACCGUGCGUAGCUUCGAGAGCCCGGAGGAGGUGGUGGUGGUGUGGGACAACGGCACGGCCGCCAAUUACCGCUGCUCCGGGGCCUACGACCUGCGCAUCCUGGACAGCGCACCCACCGGCAUCAAGCAUGAUGGAACUAUGUGUGAUACCUGCCGCCAGCAACCGAUCAUUGGCAUCCGAUGGAAGUGUGCAGAGUGCACCAACUAUGAUCUGUGCACCGUGUGUUACCAUGGAGAUAAGCAUCACUUAAGGCAUCGCUUUUACAGGAUUACUACACCAGGAAGUGAACGGGUUCUGUUAGAGUCUCGUAGAAAAUCUAAGAAGAUUACAGCCAGAGGAAUCUUUGCUGGUGCCAGAGUGGUUCGAGGAGUGGACUGGCAGUGGGAAGAUCAGGAUGGAGGCAAUGGGCGUAGAGGAAAGGUAACAGAAAUCCAGGACUGGAGUGCAUCCAGCCCACACAGUGCAGCGUAUGUUCUCUGGGAUAACGGUGCUAAGAACCUUUACAGGGUUGGCUUUGAGGGCAUGUCUGAUCUCAAGUGUGUCCAGGAUGCCAAAGGAGGCUCUUUCUACAGAGAUCAUUGCCCUGUGCUGGGUGAGCAGAACGGCAACAGGAAUCCUGGUGGGUUGCAGAUUGGUGACCUGGUAAAUAUAGACCUUGAUCUAGAAAUUGUCCAGUCUCUGCAGCAUGGUCAUGGAGGAUGGACCGAUGGCAUGUUUGAGACUUUAACUACAACUGGAACUGUCUGCGGCAUUGAUGAAGAUCAUGACAUUGUAGUACAGUAUCCAAGUGGCAAUAGAUGGACCUUCAAUCCUGCCGUUCUCACUAAGGCAAACAUUGUCCGAAGUGGGGAUGCUGCACAGGGUGCAGAAGGAGGCACCUCACAGUUUCAAGUGGGUGAUCUUGUGCAAGUUUGCUAUGAUCUGGAAAGAAUUAAACUUCUCCAAAGAGGACAUGGUGAAUGGGCUGAAGCAAUGCUUCCGACUUUAGGUAAAGUUGGUAGAGUACAACAGAUUUAUUCAGACAGUGAUUUAAAAGUGGAAGUCUGUGGAACAUCUUGGACGUAUAACCCUGCAGCAGUUUCCAAGGUGGCGCCUGCAGGAUCGGCCAUCAGCAAUGCAUCUGGUGAAAGACUCUCCCAGCUUCUGAAGAAAUUAUUUGAAACCCAAGAGUCUGGUGACCUCAAUGAAGAGCUGGUUAAGGCCGCUGCCAAUGGAGACGUGGCUAAAGUGGAAGAUUUGCUGAAAAGACCAGAUGUGGAUGUAAAUGGACAGUGUGCUGGCCACACAGCAAUGCAAGCUGCCAGUCAAAAUGGACAUGUUGAUAUUUUGAAGUUACUUUUGAAACAAAAUGUUGAUGUUGAAGCAGAGGAUAAAGAUGGAGACCGAGCCGUUCACCAUGCAGCAUUUGGAGAUGAGGGUGCUGUCAUAGAAGUCCUACACCGAGGCAGUGCUGACCUGAAUGCUCGUAAUAAACGUAGACAGACACCUCUUCAUAUUGCUGUCAAUAAAGGUCAUCUUCAGGUUGUGAAGACUUUGUUAGACUUUGGUUGUCAUCCCAGUCUCCAGGAUUCUGAAGGUGACACCCCUCUCCAUGAUGCCAUAAGUAAGAAACGGGAUGACAUCCUGGCAGUUCUUCUGGAAGCUGGAGCAGAUGUGACCAUCACGAACAAUAAUGGGUUCAAUGCCCUGCAUCAUGCUGCACUGAGAGGGAAUCCCAGUGCAAUGCGUGUUUUACUCUCAAAAUUACCAAGACCAUGGAUUGUGGAUGAGAAGAAAGAUGACGGUUACACUGCCUUGCACCUGGCUGCCCUGAAUAAUCAUGUGGAAGUGGCUGAGCUGUUGGUGCAUCAGGGAAAUGCCAACCUGGACAUCCAGAACGUGAACCAGCAAACGGCCCUACACCUUGCUGUUGAGCGGCAGCACACCCAGAUCGUUAGGCUUUUGGUCCGUGCAGGUGCUAAGCUAGACAUUCAGGAUAAGGAUGGAGAUACUCCUCUGCAUGAAGCUUUGAGACAUCAUACUUUGUCUCAACUACGCCAGCUACAGGACAUGCAAGAUGUGGGCAAGGUAGAUGCUGCCUGGGAACCUUCAAAAAACACAUUAAUAAUGGGGCUUGGUACCCAGGGGGCCGAGAAGAAGAGUGCGGCAUCUAUUGCGUGUUUCCUGGCAGCCAAUGGUGCUGAUCUCAGCAUUCGAAAUAAGAAGGGUCAGUCACCACUGGAUCUCUGUCCUGACCCAAGUCUCUGCAAAGCUCUGGCAAAAUGUCAUAAGGAAAAAGUCAGUGGCCAAGUGGGUUCUCGGAGUCCUUCUAUGAUCAGCAACGAUUCUGAAACUCUAGAGGAGUGCAUGGUGUGUUCAGACAUGAAGAGAGACACGCUUUUUGGUCCAUGUGGACAUAUUGCGACGUGUUCUUUGUGUUCCCCUCGUGUCAAGAAAUGCCUCAUUUGUAAAGAACAGGUUCAGUCCAGGACAAAGAUUGAAGAAUGUGUGGUGUGCUCUGACAAGAAAGCAGCUGUUCUCUUUCAACCUUGUGGGCACAUGUGUGCUUGUGAGAACUGUGCCAGCCUGAUGAAAAAGUGUGUGCAGUGCCGGGCGGUGGUUGAGCGGAGGGUGCCUUUUAUCACAUGCUGCGGUGGCAAGAGCUCAGAAGACCCCUCUGAUGAGAUCUCAAGUGGGAAUAUCCCAGUGCUGCAGAAGGACAAAGACAACACCAAUGUUAAUGCAGAUGUGCAGAAACUGCAGCAGCAGCUUCAGGACAUUAAGGAGCAGACAAUGUGCCCUGUGUGCUUGGAUCGUCUGAAGAACAUGAUUUUCCUCUGUGGCCAUGGAACAUGCCAGCUCUGUGGAGACCGAAUGAGUGAAUGCCCAAUUUGUCGCAAGGCAAUUGAACGAAGGAUUCUUUUGUACUGAUUAAGAAACACAGAGUGUUUUGUUAGCUAAAGUAUGUGAUCAUGAGAUCUUAGUAGGUUCUAAAACUAGUUGGGAGUUUAAUCUAAUGGGUUGAUUUGUAAUUUCAUAAUUUCUUUAUUAGAAUGUAAUUAGACUAUAUAUGGACCACCAUCAGAACGAAAACAUACAGUGUUUGAAAUUGUGUGUGUGUGUGUGUGUGUGUGUGUGUGUGUGUUUGGAACAUCAAAUCCAUGGUAACGCAUAAAAAAUUUGCUUUUGGCUUUGAAGGGGAAAAUCCUUUAAGGGCCUCCUUUCAUACUUUCCUAUUGCAUUUUUCUUUUUUAAUAUGUACACACAUGUUAAACAUGGGCUUACAAGGUCAGUAUUCCAAAUGAUUAUCAUGAUUUCACAUGGUAAAAUGACACACUGUUCCAAAAAGUCAUACCGAAGGCGAGUGGGGCAAGUCAAACUAUGUCAUGUGUGCUUGGUGACAGAAUUAUAGUAGAGAUGCCUUCUGGCUAAGGCAGUACUGAAGGAAACCUUAUAUUUCAAGAUAACUUGAAGUUAUCCAAAUGAUUGUUUCAGUGAGUGAAAAUAUGGGGUAAGAAAAUAAUGACUUUACCUUCUUUUGUAGAAUUAAAAGGAAAAUUGACUAAUUUAAAUAAAUGAAUGAUUUCAAAAUCACCAGUAGACAUGAAAAGGCAAAGCAAAAUUCUAGUGAGAACUGAAGGCUAGCUCAAAAUGAUGCAAUCACACCUCUACCUGGUUGUCACUGCUUCAUUUCUUAUAUUAACUUUUCACUGUUUGUAUCAGCCAUUUGUAGAAAAAGAUCCCUGAAAAGUAAUUUCUGUUCUCCUAUGACCGCUGACCUGGGCUUGAUCUAAACCAUGUGUGCACACCAUCCUUUCUGUGUCUCUGAGGCCUCUUCAGCUGGGUGGUGCAUUGUUAGAGGCAGCAAUCUUUCCUGUAUGUCUGUUACUUCUGAUAGUGUUACAGAUUCUACCUUCAUCAGAAGCCUUACUUCUAGUCUAUAUUGGGUAGUAACUUUACUAUAAAGAACAUAGUUUUUCUUUAUACCUACAGAUGAACAUUCUCUAAACUGCCAACAUUAACUUAAGAUACAAUAAAUAGCUUAGUGUCAGAUACUUAGAAAAGGGUGCCAGGGCCUUUGUGGAAAAGCGUGGAAAGUACAUGUUGACUUGGUUAGGGGGCUAAGCAUUUUGUCUCCUUAAAUGAGUUAUCUUUGUAUCUAGCCUAAAUAUAAGCACAUUAAGUGUUUCGAGAUUCCUCACUGCUGGAUUAUAAAAAAAAAAAAACCAAAAAACCAAAAAACAAACAUACCAGUUAUUUACAAUAGUGUCUACUAUGUGCUGUGUAUAAGCAUGUACUCUUAAGGAUAGUGUUCUAAGAGUAGUUUCCCCUGCAUUUGAGUCUGGCUAGUUUGUGUCUGUUUUUUUUUUUUUUUUUUUUUCUUGCUGUAGCAACUAAAGUGGGAGAGCAGUGUGCCGCCUGGUUGUACUUGGUUGCUGGUGGGUGCUUCUGCACAGUGACUAGCUGGGCUGCUGGCUGCCUUGCACACUCAGCAGUUCCAUGGCUGUGUUCAGCUGAGUAGCUGCUUUGUUUCUCCUUUGUGUUUUUGAGAUAGUCUAUGUAUUCCAAGCUGACCUGGAACUUACUGUGUAGCUCAGGCUGGCCUCAUCCUUAUGAUCUUCCUGCCUCUGCCUUCCAAUUGUGGGAUUAUAGGAUGGGGAUCCCACCAUAUUUAACAACUGUUAAUCAUUUUGGAGGGUACAAUCUUUAUUAGUUUCAAAUUAGGAAUGUUCUAUUGUAAGGAAGCAAUGAGGCCAUUUUUUUCUAAGUAUAAUUUGAAGGGUUUUUUGUUUUUUAAAGAAACAUCUGAUGAUAUGAUGUUUACAUAAAGAGACAGACUAUCUUCUUGUAGACUUGGAAAGAGCAGAAAUGAGGAUCUUUUCUUCCUUGCCAUAGGCUGCCCAACUCUUUCCACUAGUCAUCAGGCAAAGAGGGAUGGCUGCUAUACAGUCUGCCAGCCCGAGCCCCUGUGCGCCAGACAGUGGCUGCAUCCCACUUCAUUCCUUUCUCUGCCUCCCAAGCUGCAGUGCGAAGUCUUAUCCUGUAAAGAUUCUGUCUGUCAAGGGAUAGACCUGACCAGCUCCACCAUCUCCUCCAUGCCGAGCACAGCACACUAGCUUAGGAGAGAGAAGCCAUCAAGUCUCUGUAGUGCUGGGGACUUACAGCUUCCUCUUUGUCACUUGGCCAUUUAUGUGUAUGCAUAUUAUGAACAGAUGCACCUCUGUUCAGUUCUUCGGGUAUCUAAAAUUAUUGUAAAUUUAUUUUGGGCUUACAGGAGACGGUAACACCAGGAAUUGAAUCAUGCCAGUGACUUCCUUCUGCACUCUGAAACUACUACCUCUUAGACUCUUUACAACACUCAGCCCCUUGGGGAUCUUUCCUUCUUGUUGCCCAAACCUCUUUUUCCUGUGCCUCAGAAGAAUUCUUACUUUUCCUUAGAAUUAUUUUUACAAUGACAUGCAUUCAUUUUUUAAAGUAUUGGACUUGGGCUAAUGAGGGGCAGGAGAGAAAGUCAGUGUCUUGGUGCACUCAGCGUUUACGCUGGAGUUUUGUCUGUGGACAACAGGGUGGGGUCCUGAGGCGGGUUAGCAUUCCUCGCUGUAUUUGAGGAGAGCUGUUGGGGGCAGUGUUGGAUUCCCUCUCUGUGCCCUUUGGCCCACCACAUUUUCUCCUUUAUUCACUAAGACCAUCAUGGGCUUUCUCACUCAGCACACACACAACUUACCAGACGCUGCUGCCACAGCUUCUCUUGUUCACAUAGUCUAACAUCCUUACCUGUGCUGUACACAUACAGAAUUUUAUUGGGAGCGGGGUUUUCAAGAGAAUAUAAUUUUAUAUUAGUGUAAGAAUAUUAUACUAGGCAAAUGUUUAGUUACCUGAAUUAUGCUUAAGGUAUUUGUAAUUUAAUAAUGGUAGGUUAACCAGAAGUCUACUGAAGUGUAAAAUUAACUGGAAAUAAUUCCUUAAAUUUAUAUUUUUGAUGACUUUAGCCUGAAAGAACAUUUUAUUUUAGAAUGUUGAAAAUGCAUGCUGCUUAAGAUUUGUCUCGUUCAAAAUUCAAACCUUGCUGGGUCAUUUUUACACAUGGGAGCAUCCUGGUAGUCAUGUAUUGCUUGAUGGAUGUUUUUUUGUUUGUUUUGAAUUCUGGACACUUUUGGAUGAGGAAUAGUUAAACUUGUCAACUAGGACAAGGCUGGGUGGAGGACAGCUGGCUUGGGGGGUUGGGGUUGCAACAAAUAGGAAACAAAAACAGUAAGCCCAGAGGAAAGGAGCACCUAUAGGGUUUGCCACAGUAUUAGCGGAGAGGGUGUAUUUAACUGAAACAUAAAAAGGGGUCUACAAGGUCAGUUCUUCAUAUGGCUUGUCAGUUGUUUUGUAAAUUACAGAUUUUAACACAACUUGCUCUUUUAAGGCCUAAAAGGAAGAAAACCGUUUAUCCUUUCAGAGUGUCUGAAAUGUUUAUAGUAAUAAUUUAUAUAAAAACACACUCACGGAUACAUUUAAAUUGCAGUGAGAACCACAUGUCAUAAGGUUCCUUGUCCUGACUGCUUCUAACCAUGCAGUUCAGAAGGGUCACUUUACUCUGUUUGCUGGAAAACAAGCCUAGAACUUUAUCCUGCACCCAUCAGAUGUUCCCUUCUCCCUUCCCCUGUGCAACAGGGUUCUGACUACUUCUAACACAGACACUAGAUUACCAACUAGAGUCGUCUGUUUGUGUUUGCAAGAUCUAAACCUAGGUAACCAUCAGGUUCCUGAGAUUUGAGGAAGGACAUCUCUCCCCUGCCAUAACUGCUAUUUUUUUACACGUAUGUUAAUUGAAAGUGUUUAUUAUUUCGUUAUGAGCCAGAGGGGGAAAACACAUUUUAAAUAUGGGAAAUAAGUUAGCUCUGGUUUUGUACUAUAUUGGAAAGGUAAUAGAUUUUCACAAGUAAUUUGUGCCUUGUUAUAAAUGUCAAUUGUCAUUGAGUCUACCUGUCAGUCAGAGAAUAGAUUUUUCUUUCAAAAUGGCAACCUAAUUUAGCUUGCUUGAAUAUUACAAUAGGAAUGCUUACUGAUACUACUUGAGAAUCAUGUAUAUCCUUUUGACUUACACAAACACACAUGCAGCAACAGUAUUGAUAAUUACAGUUGUAUGUUUUUAAACACUAAACGUGAGGAAGCUUUUUAAUGUUGUCUUGUGUGUGUGUGUGUUGCUUUACUGCAGUGAGGGAGAAAUCCUUUGCACCGAGCUUCGGUGGCUGAUAAGUGGCUAGCGGUGGGUAAAAGUACAAUAUAAAAAUAGGAGUGGAUAGUUAAUAAAGUGAAGUUGCUACCUUGGCAUUUUCUACCUCCUUUUCUACCAGAAUAGUGCUUUUCUUUCACCCGUCUAGCAUCUUGGCUUAUUUGUGGGAGAAAAGGAAACAACCUGAAGUUAGAUUUUCUUUUUUUGCAAAUUUAAGCAAUAGGUACAGAAAAGUGACCUGUCACAUGAAUUUGGUGCCUAAAUGCAAAGGUUUGAACUGAUAUGUACAACUGUCUAAGGAGGAGAGUAGUGCUGAGGGUUUGGACUGUCCUGUAUAGUUCUCUUGAUUUUAUUUCAUAAACAUGACUUCUUUCUUCAAAAGUAAAGUGGUUUUCUAAUUUUUUAUGAAAUAAGAAAUAUACCAUUUUGUCUGAGUACAGCUUCAGGAAGCUAUUGAAAGUUCUGACUCAGGGCUUUUUAACAGUUAAAGCAAUUGUUAAGAUAUUUUGGAAACUCCAUCUGCAUAAUUCUUCAGUGCCUUGAUUAACUUGGCAACACUUAAAAAAACUUUGUAUUAGGCAACUUUCAGUGCACCAGUCAUGAUAUGCACGAUCCUAAUCAUACUGCUAAGCAUGUGCAAGAACACCUGCGUGUGCUGGGUUUGCACAAUUCUUUAAGGGACGUGUUCUACAUUUGCACUUGAUAGUUGCUUUUUUGAUUCUGUUUUUUUACAAACUGAUUAUUCAAGGCCAUGGCACUGUUACCAGAAAAAAAUGGUGUUUGCUCUCUAUAUGCAAGUCAUUUUAAACAGCUGUUGGGGAAAGGGCAGAGCUCGUACACUCUGUAUCCAGGGCGAAAGAAGAUCAGUUCAAAGAACAGAUCAUCUUUCUCUCAAGUGGAAACCAAACCAAGCCAAACCCUUUGUUUAAGUGGUUCAGUUAAAUAAUUAAUUGAAAGGAAAUCAUGAAUUGCAUGUCAUUCUUAAUGCUGAUCUGUAGACUAAAUGCAUGUUUUUCUGUCUCCUUCAGUAUGUGUCUGCCAUUCUAAGUACAGUAUAUUCAAAUGGUAGAAAAAAAGCUGACUCAAAUGUUUUGCGCUUUGUAAUUUUUCCAGUUCUUUUUAGCUUUCAAUGUUGGAAUAAACUUAAGUCUUGUUUAUGGAUAAGAUUUCUGUAUGGAAAAAUGAUUCUUGCUUAUUAGCUUUUGUUUAAGAAAAAAGCUUAGUAAAAACUAAGCUUUUAUAAAUAAAUGCAAACAUUUACCAUUAAUAAAAUCUGUGGUGUAAUAUGUUUUUCUCUGA